CGCAGUCGCAGCAGUAGCAGUAGCAGCAGAAGACAGGGAGAGGUUUUGCUGCAGUGCCUGCUACAGAGGAUUGGCUGAAAGCGCCGCCGAGGAGCAGACGCGUCUCGCUUGCGAUGCCCAUUGCUGUCCGAUCUGCCCGGAGCCUAUAGCAACAAGCAGCCCCCCGGUCCCUUCCAUUCCCCCUCCCCAGGCAGAGGGGCUGAGAGCCGGACAAGGCUGCUGGGAGAUGUGCGGAGAUAGCGCAUGUCUCAUCCUCUCCCGGCGCAGCCACUAGACGCUCCCUCCGACAGCGACUCCACCAUCUUUGCAUGUGCAACACUGGCAGCCGGACAUCAUCAGCUCUCCCGGGGGCUGCGGGAAACAACAUGCCCAGGACGGAUCGCUGCUACUGCUGUCGCUGCUACUGCUGCUAGACCCGCUGCGACUGCUUCCUUGCUAGUGGUUUUUUUAGCCUUGUCGCCCUCGAUGCGUCUCAGCGGCGUCUAGACGGAGAGAAAGAGAAGAGAAGAUGCGGAUGAUUUGCCAGCAGAUGGUCCUGUUCUUCUCUGGCUUUUGGGGGCUGGCGAUGGGAGCCUUUCCUAGCAGUGUGCAAAUAGGUGGACUUUUCAUUCGAAACACAGAUCAGGAAUAUACCGCUUUUCGGUUAGCGAUUUUUCUCCACAACACCAGCCCCAACGAAUCAGAAGCACUUUUUAAUUUGGUUCCUCAUGUGGAUAACAUAGAAACGUCCAACAGCUUCGCUGUCACCAAUGCCUUUUGCUCCCAGUAUUCAAGAGGAGUUUUUGCCAUUUUUGGACUAUAUGACAAGAGAUCAGUACACACCCUGACCUCAUUCUGCAGCGCCUUGCACAUCUCCCUCAUCACACCAAGUUUCCCCACCGAGGGUGAAAGUCAGUUUGUACUGCAGCUCAGACCAUCGUUACGAGGUGCUCUCCUGAGUUUGCUUGAUCACUACGGGUGGAAUCAUUAUGUCUUUCUGUAUGAUACAGACAGGGGAUAUUCAAUACUUCAAGCAAUUAUGGAAAAAGCGGGACAAAACGGAUGGCAAGUUAGUGCGAUAUGUGUGGAAAAUUUUAAUGAUGCCAGCUACAGACGCCUGUUAGAAGACUUGGAUCGAAGACAGGAAAACAAGUUUGUAAUAGAUUGCGAAGUUGAAAGACUUCAGAACAUUCUAGAGCAGAUUGUCAGUGUUGGAAAACAUGUUAAAGGCUACCACUAUAUCAUUGCAAACCUGGGAUUCAAGGAUAUUUCACUUGACCGGUUCAUGCAUGGGGGGGCCAAUGUUACUGGAUUCCAGUUGGUAGAUUUUAAUACCCCAAUUGUAACUGAACUAAUGCAACGAUGGAAAACCCUAGACCAACGAGAGUACCCAGGAUCAGAAUCCCCGCCUAAGUACACCUCUGCCCUGACGUACGAUGGCGUGCUAGUAAUGGCCGAAGCUUUCCGUAUUUUACGAAGACAAAAAAUUGACCUUUCAAGAAGAGGAAAUGCAGGCGACUGUCUUGCUAACCCAGCUGCUCCCUGGGGUCAGGGAAUCGACAUGGAGAGAACACUGAAACAGGUUCGCAUUCAGGGUUUAACUGGAAAUAUACAGUUUGAUCACUACGGACGGAGGGUGAACUAUACUAUGGAUGUUUUAGAGUUGAAAAGUAACGGCCUCAGAAAGAUUGGUUACUGGAACGAUAUGGAUAAACUGGUCUUACUUCAACAUGAACCAGCCUUCAAAAAUGAUUCUUCGGGGAUCGAGAACAGGACUGUAAUCGUCACCACAAUAUUGGAAGCCCCUUAUGUAAUGUACAAGAAAAACCAUGAACUGCUGGAAGGAAAUGAUAAGUUUGAAGGAUAUUGUGUAGAUCUGGCUUAUGAAAUUGCAAAACACAUUGGUAUCAAGUAUAAAAUUGCCAUUGUCCCUGAUGGAAAAUAUGGAGCAAGGGAUUCAGAAACAAAAAUCUGGAAUGGGAUGGUGGGAGAGCUUGUUUAUGGGAAGGCUGAGAUUGCGGUUGCCCCUUUGACCAUCACUUUGGUUCGAGAAGAGGUCAUUGAUUUUUCCAAGCCCUUUAUGAGUUUAGGGAUUUCUAUUAUGAUUAAGAAGCCUCAGAAAUCUAAACCAGGAGUGUUUUCGUUUUUGGACCCUUUGGCUUAUGAGAUCUGGAUGUGCAUAGUUUUUGCCUACAUUGGUGUGAGCGUAGUCCUUUUCCUGGUAAGCAGAUUUAGCCCCUAUGAAUGGCACACAGAAGAACCAGAAGAUGGGAAGGAAGGACCCAGCGAUCAGCCUCCAAAUGAAUUUGGCAUAUUUAAUAGUCUUUGGUUCUCCCUUGGAGCCUUCAUGCAACAAGGAUGUGAUAUAUCGCCUAGAUCUCUGUCAGGUCGCAUUGUUGGAGGAGUGUGGUGGUUCUUUACCCUCAUAAUUAUCUCAUCUUAUACUGCCAAUCUGGCUGCUUUCCUAACGGUUGAGAGGAUGGUGUCUCCAAUCGAGAGCGCAGAAGACCUUGCCAAACAAACAGAAAUCGCAUAUGGAACACUCGACGCAGGGUCAACAAAAGAAUUCUUUAAAAGAUCGAAAAUCGCUGUGUAUGAAAAGAUGUGGACCUAUAUGAAAUCUGCGGAGCCAUCGGUUUUCACAAAAACAACAGCGGAGGGAGUAGCUCGCGUUCGGAAAUCCAAGGGAAAGUUUGCCUUCCUCCUGGAGUCCACCAUGAACGAGUACAUCGAGCAGAGAAAGCCUUGCGACACGAUGAAAGUUGGAGGAAAUCUGGAUUCCAAAGGAUACGGAGUGGCAACCCCCAAGCAUUCUCAAUUAAGAACUCCUGUAAACCUUGCCGUUUUGAAACUCAGUGAGGCAGGCGUCUUAGACAAGCUGAAAAACAAAUGGUGGUACGAUAAAGGUGAAUGUGGACCCAAGGACUCUGGAAGUAAGGACAAGACAAGCGCGUUAAGCCUGAGCAACGUUGCGGGAGUUUUCUACAUUCUGGUUGGAGGCCUGGGCUUGGCAAUGCUGGUGGCUUUGAUAGAGUUCUGUUACAAGUCAAGGGCAGAGGCGAAACGAAUGAAGCUGACCUUUUCUGAAGCCAUAAGAAACAAAGCCAGAUUAUCCAUAACGGGGAGCAUAGGAGAAAAUGGCCGCGUCCUGACUCCCGACUGUCCGAAGGCCGUACACACUGGAACUGCAUUAAGACAAAGUUCAGGAUUGGCUGUAAUUGCAUCGGACCUACCAUAAAAACCAAAUAAUUUAUUGAGUGCCUUAAUAAAACACUGGUGGUGAGUGAUUGGAAUACAGCACAGACUGUGACUUACAACAUGGGAAAAUCACUGAUGACCUAGUAAUAUUACUGAGAGCGGGAAGUACGUCCAAAUGCGCCAAACUUCAUCAGCAACAAUGUGUGCAUGAGUUCUGCUCGGAAACCCAAACUCAGAUUUUAUAUCAGGAAAAAAAAUGCAUAAUUUAGUUUUAUGGGGGGGCGGGGAGGGGUUGGGAAAGAGUGUAUUAGCAACAACAAAUUUAUCUCGAAGGAACAAAUACAUAAAAAAAAGACUCGUCAGUUAGCUCCUAAAACUGUGAAGACCAUGAUGAGAACGGACAAUACUUUAUGUUUUAACACAGAUGGAAAAUAGCUAUAGAAGUCAAUGACAUUACUAACCGCUAUCUCGAGAAACUCCAUACGUAAAACGGAUUUUAAAAGGAAAAAUCCGAUUGUUUAAAUAGAUCUCUUAAGGAAAAAAAAAAACAAAAAAACUGUGAUACAAUUAAUAAACAUGUAAAUCCUGUGAAAAAUAAAUUAUUUACAUUUUUCUUUGGAAGAAAAAAAAAAAGAGAAUAUGACAUGCUUGCUUUUUAAACUGAUGUAAAUGAAAUUAGAGUACAACGCGGUUCUUUUUUCUAACCAUCGUAGGAAACAAUUUCAUCGCAAUAAGUACAAUUUCCAUCGCUGUAAUAAAACAAAAACAAAAAUCAGAACUAUUUUUAAAUAAUAUUUGUGGGUCAACUUUUCAAUUUCAUUGAUUCCCAUUCUAUGUUCCACGCGUAUGUAACUCUUGCAUUCCAUGGCCAGGUCAUGAAAGUAGGGUUGCCACCCAGGGGCGGGCCAAGCCAACCGGGCGCCCUAGGCAACCCGGUCGGCCAAUUGCCCCUAGUGCCUAGAUCGGUCAUUGCCUUCGCCGCUAAUGACAAGCGGGGGAGGCAAUGACAAAGUAGCACUAGGGGUAGGCAGGAGAGGCUCCUGCCUGGCGCCCCUCAAUCGUUGCGCCCUAGGCAGCUGCCUCUUCUGCCUACCCCUAGUUCCGGCCCUGUUGCCACCUGUCCGGUUCUGACCCGGACAGCCCAGUUUUUGGACCUCGUGCCCAGUUUCCCAGAUUAUGAAAACUGAGCAGAACUCAAUAACAUUGACGUGACGAUCGGGCAAUCGCUGAUCAUACACAUCAUAGCCCCACCCCUGUGAUGUCACAGCCCUGCCUCCACCCCACAACAUCACUGCCCCACCUCCUUCCCGCCCCCGUGACAUCACCCCUGCCCGGCUAAGAAAGCUGGUAGAGGUGGCAACCCUACGAAAGAUAUGUUAGCAAGUCCACAGAGGCAAUGGGUCAUUCCAAAACGAAUUAUUUCUAAUCUUGUUCUCUGUAAGAAACAAUGUUUUUGUACCCACCAAAAAGAAUUAAAAAAAAAAAGAAAAACAUGGCCUAAAUUAUAUGUUAAAAAAUGGGGGUGUUCAGAAUGGUGUUUAGAAGCCCUUGAAAGAAGCAAAGUGUCUUACUGAAUCAGGCAUGUCUGAAGUGAAGAAAACAAUUAUAAUUUGACAAAUCAGGGUUUUGUUUUUCUUUUUUUAAUAAUCACUGUGAUCUGUUUGAUACACCUUUGCCAUCUUUCUGUUUAUUUGUACUGUAAAUCUAUCAUAUUUUUUGACUGUAAUCCACAUUUAUUCCCUGCUAUACCAUGUACUUUAACACAAAGAUGUUGUAUUGUUGAAGGUUGUGUGAUGUUUUCAUUUAAGAAAAAAAAGUCAAGGUCCCCUUAAAAAAAUACACUUUUUGCAACUUUG
Messenger RNA from Xenopus tropicalis (tropical clawed frog), 5033 nucleotides. RefSeq names its product glutamate receptor, ionotropic, AMPA 4 (gene gria4). Gene Ontology annotation, molecular function: monoatomic ion channel activity; signaling receptor activity; ligand-gated monoatomic ion channel activity. Gene Ontology annotation, cellular component: postsynaptic membrane; membrane. The transcript has 16 exons. Bases 509 to 3217 code for a protein of 902 amino acids. NCBI's taxonomy places the organism in Eukaryota, Metazoa, Chordata, Amphibia, Anura, Pipidae. Gene Ontology annotation, biological process: ionotropic glutamate receptor signaling pathway; regulation of postsynaptic membrane potential; monoatomic ion transport. The record is from RefSeq and is a predicted model, not a curated record.